Messenger RNA from Gadus macrocephalus (Pacific cod), 6907 nucleotides. RefSeq names its product segmentation protein fushi tarazu-like. Gene Ontology annotation, biological process: regulation of transcription by RNA polymerase II. Gene Ontology annotation, molecular function: RNA polymerase II cis-regulatory region sequence-specific DNA binding; DNA-binding transcription factor activity, RNA polymerase II-specific. The record is from RefSeq and is a predicted model, not a curated record. Gene Ontology annotation, cellular component: nucleus. NCBI's taxonomy places the organism in Eukaryota, Metazoa, Chordata, Actinopteri, Gadiformes, Gadidae.
UUUCAAGAUGUCUUUGCCAAUUUGCAUAAACCAUUAACUACAUAAAUACAGCCCUAGUUUUAAUACUUUCUUUUUUAAUGAAAUUAUUUUUGGGGGCAAAUGUUGAUACAACAGUCGUUUGAAAACCAAAAGGCAUCACAGAAAUGAAACGCAUAUUUGUUUUGACAAACUGUUCCCAGCUGCACUUUUGGUUUUUAGACACAACGCAUUCUUCCCAACGGUAACAGCCUGCAAAAGUGAGGUAACUCUCAGCGGCAGGGCGCCCUCGUUUUCAACUGAUUUCCCUGAGUUUAAAACUUCUUCAAUCAGUGGCCUAAUGAGCGUUGUCUCUACUGAUGGCUGCGAGGUCCGGCUAUUGGCCAAGACCACGAGGGCACGUCAUCUCUAUCAAUCAGGAAUUGUGUGUUCUCCUCCAGAAGGAAUGUCCCCAUGGUCUCUAACCUCCUGACAAUGCGUUACUCGAUGCAUGGGAGGCCGGCCACGAACUAAAACCUUGCCCAAUGAUUAUGAAGGGGAGAGGGGGAUAAUGACUUCCUAUCGAGGCGUAGUAGAGAGUAGCCCUCUUUCCAACGGCUGCUACCAGUCCAAAGAGGUCGUGCACGGGGACCUGCCUGCCUGCAGGACUUGUGGUGCACAAGGACCAUGGGCCUCGGGAUUUUUAUCACAUCGCCAGCGGUCAACAGCGUCUAACUGUGAUUGUGGAGAGGAGACGUUGACUCUGUACCCGUUUCAGGACAGCUCUCCACCGCCCCCGACCGCCUGGCCCCUCUCCUCCCCGCGGGUCUCCAGAUCUCAGGGGCAGGACUCUCCGCGACUUCGCUGCUGCGCGUCCAGGGCACACAACGAGGUGCGCUCGGGUUUUGGGUCACUGGACGAACAUAUUCAAAACUACUCUCAAGACGGGCCUGACUUCCACGUCGCUCACCUGGAGGACUCUGCCGUCUCGGAUUCCAGGUGUGACAUAGAGGAUGAGUAUGAAAGGAGACAAAAUUACGAGUGUAUGGAGGUGAAAUGGCAGUCGGCUGAGCUGGAGCAGAAGUUCUACCUCCACCAGUACCUGACCCGUUGCCGGCGCGGGGAGGUCGCCGGCGCCCUGCAGCUAAGUGAGACGCAGGUGAUUUGGUUUCAGAACGGGCUCAUGAAGCUGAAGAAAUUACUGAAAAACAGGCUGUUGCGACUGGCGGGCCCCGCGGCUGGGAUCUAUUAGUCUGGACACCUGCCCCUCUCCUGAGCCGUCUCCUCAAAACACCUGCCCCCAAAACUCUCGACCCGGCCCGAGGACGCCAGCCUCGUCACACGCCUCGUCUCGUCCGCCUCCGGUGUAAUUAGGCCUCUGAUUGGUCCGCUCGGAGAGGCUUCGUAUCGCCACAUGGAAAGUUUGUAAACACAAGGCGAGCCAGGAGGAAAACGCCAGAACCUUCUCCAGGGCCGCGGACGGACUUCUCGAUGCUUUGAGACUAUUUGCAUAUUAAAAUACAAGUCCGAAAAUCUUCCGCUUAUCGAGCCUGCACCAUGGAAAUGGGGAAACAAACUAACUUAAAUUGUCCAUGAAAUUGUGAUGGUAUAGGCAGGCCUAUAUUUCCCCUUAAUAUAUUUAUAUGUUUAAUAGCUUAAAAAUAUUUUUUUUUUUAGAAAUGCGAAAUGCGUUUCAUAUGUCUAAUUUAAAUAUAUGUAUUUAUUUGGAAUGGACUGUAUUUAUUUUACUUUUUUAAAGAGUUAUCACUGUGACUGCUUUGUGCAGUUUUGCUUUUUCAAUCUCUGAAAUCGCUUAGGCUAAAACCCCUAUUUUCUUGCUUUUGACUGAAUCGCUAUGGCGUCCUGUUGAAUUCUCUCCAUUCUCUGCACACUCUCUCGUAGAGCAGAAGUCGUUCACUCAAACAUUCUUACCUCGUUACGUUAUUAUUAAUGGGAUGCACAUCACUUUAGAGUUAUAUAGGCCUAUAGUUAUAUAUCCUGCGAGUUGCAGCCAUAAUUACAAAGCACGUGGAAGUAUUCAGGCAUUCGGAGUUUGCAAGCUAAGGAGUUGUAAUAUUUAAUCUAUUACUGUAUUUAUCCAUUUUAUUCGUUCCCCUUUCCUGUGCCUAAUGGUUGGAUUAUCAACCCGUCAGAUAAAGUAUUACAAUUCGGCAUGUGACUGAUAGAUUUAUUGAGCGCAGGUAUUAAAGAGCAUUGAUCCGCGGUGAACCCUUCGCCUCAGAUUCUCUUCAUCUUUUUAUGUGCAAGCUUUUGCAUUAAUCUCUAAGUGCAUAUUAAUGGGCUGAGGAAACAUCUCGAAUGGAAUUGCUGCUUCUUUAUAGCUCUAUUUGAUUUUUUUUAAUUUGGCUUCAACAUUCAAUAUGUAGAUCGGACAAUAAAAGCUUCCAAUGCCAUUUUGUAGCAUAUCAAACGGCAGCUGCAUCAACUUAACGUUUUCAUCUCAGAUCCACAUCUCAAUAAAGGAAUAUGACUUUGAGCUGAGCCGUUAAAUAGGCCUACAGCUAUCAUAUCGCAGCCUUAUGUGGAUCCACCAGGUAAAUGUCAAUUGUAACAAUAUAAUUCAAACCUCGUUUGCAUUCUAUGUAACUUCAUAUGGUAUUUUUCCAUUAAGCAUUUCACGUUUAAUGUAUUUUGAAAGUUUUUUUAAUAACUACGUUGGGUGCAUUUGUAUAUGCAUACAACCCUUGUAAAAGUUGCAUCCACGUUUUUCUGUUUUUUUGUUUUGACAAUAUACUUAAGAUAAGUAAGGAGGAUUAAACAAACAAUCCGAUAAUAAUAAUUAUGGACGAUAACAAUAUAAUAAUACCGUAGGCUAUCUAACAGGCUAAUACUAAUAUUUAUAAUAAUGGUUACGAUCAUAAUAACAAUGACAAUGACCUUAAUGCUACGUGUGUAGGAAACGAUAGUGGACAGUUGGUCGCUAUGGUUAAACUAAUGCAUGAAGUUAAACCACAGUUCACCUCUAACCUCCUGACCUCUGUCUUGUCUAGGCACGAUGUUACUCGGUCAGCGCUCCUAACGCAACGAUUCGCCGUUCAUGUGACCUAGUGAAAUUUUUAUUAUAUCCCCCCCCCCCCCCCCCCCCCCGCCCCGACGAGCAGAAUUAUUUUGUGUGGAUAUAAGGAGGACUAUAAUAUUUAGUCCAGCUAGAUUCGGAGGUUGUGUAUUUGCCUUUUCCUCCAUCUGGAGAUAACCUGAUUUUACACAUUUUUUUAAUAAAGAGAGGAAAAAAUACGGUUAGUGACUGAUUUUAUAAAUUGUAUACACUCUCAUAGGAAUAAGACUUAUUUUUAAUCACACCAUUGAUACAUGUGGGGAUAUUAUGAAGAAUACAAAAUUAAUUACAUAGUCAAAUAUACAAAUUAAUUUAAGACGGCUAUUUCUCACCAGCACUGGUGUAUCUCGGGAGAAACUUUAAAAAGUUAAGAUAGUGAGGUUUAGUGCCUUGCUUAUGCAGAUUGCUGUGAGGCUGCAUUCAGACCUCUGAUCAUCCUUUUGUAGGCCCUCUCAGUAAGAUGCAGCUUGUUCAUUUGCCAAGUUUAAGUACUUCAGUAAAAACAAGCAUCCUUUUUCUGGCUUGAAUUAAGCUCUCUUCUCUACCUUUGUACUUCUUUUUGCACUUCGAAGAAAUGAAGCCACAUGGAUUUGUCUCAACAAAAUAAAAAGCAACUAAAGGACACCAUUUAUUUCCAGGAUAUAAAUAUUAUGGUCUACAGCCAUUUAGUGCUGGAGGAUUAAGGCAAUCCCAGUUUUAUGAUGGUACUAUAAUCCAAUAGUAAUCAAAACAGGAACACACACAACCCCACACACACACACGUUUAAUACCUGACAAUGAGUUGUAAUGCUUUAUAUACGUUUACUUGCAUACAUAGGGCUAUACAAAAAAAAAAACAAUGUGAAAAGCAAAGGGUUUAAGAAAGUUUUGGGUGACCUAUUAUCUCUUACUUCGUCAUCAGGUUCAACAAUUGCCUUGCAAUGGAUGAGGGGGCAUUGCAUGGUUUGUUAAAUGAUAGUUUGAAAGUGUUCAGAGUGAGAUCCACCCAGAUCAGUCCACACUCUCUUACUCACCCUUUUCUGAAGACACAUGCCUCAUGACAUUGAAGGUUCUGUGGUGAAAGUACGCUAUAUGUGAUUCUAUGUUUCCAUUAUCUGCCAAGGUAUUUAGAAAACAAUAAUAGACACUGAUCGCAGUUAGUUUGAAUAAUUUCGACUUUGCUGUCUCACAUUGGAUACUUGUUGGACAGCUGUUUUCUGAAGAACAGAACAAAUUAUACAUCUCACUGAAUAUCUCCUAUUUAAUACUAUCUUUUAUUUCUAAGUGCUUCGCUCUUGAGCUCAUUCUAAUUAAUACUAAGUUGACCUAGAAUUAACUUAUGCAUAAUAUGCAUGUAAUAUCUUCACCAGAGUGCGGGGGGGGGGGAUUAAAUCAAUCUAUCAACUUAAGCUGUUCAAAACUCCACGUGAAGCACUUAUAUAGAUAGUGCUUCACGGACCAAGCAUGCUUGGUUGUUGUGGCACAGCUGUGCAUACUACGGUAUCCCUGCUCGAAAUGUCUCUGUCUCUCUCUCUGUCCGUGUCUCCGUCUCUGUCUCUGUGUCUGUCUCUGUUUCUGUCUCCGUAUCUGUCUCUGCUCUAUUGCUGUCUAUGUCUCUCUUUCUGUAUCUAACUCUGUCUCCUUGUCUUUCUCUGUGUGUGUGUGUGUCUCUCUCUCCCUCGCUAAGCUCACUCUCUCAUGCAAGCUCUCCUCUGAUUUUACUGUAUUUCCUUGCCUGCCAUGACUUUCAUGCACAAUUACUUUCUGCUUUCUUAUUUUGCCAUUUGACUACCAAACAUGUUCUGAAAUGAUUCAAAGAGCCUUCUUAAGUACCAUUGUGGGUUUGCAUGUGCACAAGUCAAAGAUAGUGUGUGUUUGCUUCUGGUCGUGUUUUUGCAUCUGUGUUUGAGGUGUGUGAGUGUGUUCCUGAGUGUCAUUUGGGUAAGUGUGUGUGUGUGUGUGUGUGUGUGUGUGUGUGUGUGUGUGUGUGUGUGUGGUGUGUGUGUGUGUGUGUGUGUGUGUGUGUGUGUGUGUGUGUGUGUGUGUGUGUGUGUGUGUGUGUGCGUAUGUGUUUUGCAUGCAUAUUUUUAUGCCCUGUAGAGUUAUGCAAAUUAGUGUUUUGUAUCUUAGUUGCUAUCAAAAAAGCACUUAGAAAGAUACAAAGCACAUAUUUGAAUAAUUGUUUUUGCACUCACACAGGCGUAGAAAUACACAAACACACAGAUGCAAACAUGCAUGCAUGCAUGUUUGCUCUCCGACACAUACACACACACACACACACACACAUACAUAACACACACUGACAUGGGCUAGCUACACUAAACAAUGUGGAGACUAAUUCAGUCCUUCUUCUAUUCCCUCCCCUCCAGGGAGCUCAUGUUGGGGACAGUUUCCAGACUCAGCGAAACCACGCAGCAAACAGCAGCACUCAGCACUUCUGGCUGCAAAGGAAAAAAGGCUCUUCAAAGAGGGGGGAAGGGGAAGCCUUUGAGAGUUAAUGUAAGGUCUUGUAGGGAGGGAGUGAGGGGAGGGAGGAGAGAGGAGGAGGAGGAGCAAAGGAGGUGGAGCAAGUGUGGGUGCAUGCAGAGGUGAAACUGUGUCAAGGUUGCACGUCUGUUGCAUAGGAAAAUUCCCUCCAUUUUUGUUUAACGCUUUUCGUUUUUUUUGCAACCACCGGUGCUCCCUGAAGGAGAGGAUGAACGGGAGCCAGAGGGGGGGUGCAGGGAGGUGUCACACCGCCCACAGCUCACCUGGAAUCAUGCAGAAUCAGUGGAUCCAGCCAAGGUGGCCUUCCUUCACCACUGAUUGUGCAGGGAGCCACGCUGACCUCUCCGGUGCGCGGGUCUGCUCUUGCAGUAGGAAUUUGCCCUUUCAAAAGUUGCACACAAGCAAAACAGUAAGGCCAUGAGGGUAUGCUGAUAGCGUCUCGGGGAUCCGACGAUAAUCAAACAUUCAUCAUCGUGCCCUCGGUAGAAAGCCCUGCACUGGCCCCUUUGUUCAUGCAGAUGUUUUUUUUGGUAACGCAUGCAUCACGUAACACAACCUUAGGUGAGGACAAAAAAAUAUAAUCAAUAUUUGUUUUGAUUGCGCGAUUUAUUAAACAUGCUUGUUGUAUUGUUUUCAAUCGGCGUAAGAAGAGAGCAGCUAGGCCACAUAUGCCCCACAACGCAUGCAGUGACAGGACCGAGUGAAUAGACUCCAGCAUAUACAAACAGGGCUCUGUUUAAACACGUGCGCCAGUACACACAUCUGACCUCUCAUCAGCAUAUUAGAAAGUCUAAACAAACCGCCGUAAAUGAACCCUGUGAUGCUUAUUUGUCUGAACAAGAACACGCCCCUCCUUCCAUGCCCCCAGGGUGAGGUUGCCAUAGUGACAGGUUCAUAGACAUAUGGGGGGGAGAGAGAGAGAGAGAGAGAGAGAGAGGGAGAGGGAGAGAUCUGGGUGGAUGGGCGGGGCCAGGGAGUGAGUGCAACGGGGGAGGCAGAGGAGGCAGAGGAGGACCCAGGAUGGAUGGGGUUUCAGUAUAUUGGCUGUCUGUCUUUCAGAUAUGUCUUUGUGCAUCAUCUGUCAGUCGGCAAGCCGCUCGGAAAAUGGAAGAACGCUCCGUGAAGUUCCCUCUGUCAGCGCCAUCUUGUGUGUCAUUCCAAAGGUAAACGAUUGGCUUUCACGUGUCCAUCACAUCCUGCCAAAUGGACACGACUGCACCAAUACAUAUUUGAUCCCAGUUAAUCAUAUGAAGACUGCAUUGUUUUUGAAUUCAUAAUUACUAAUAAAAUGGUCACAUUAAAAAAGAUCAAUAAACAUGUUUGUUGUUAUUCAGAUUGCGUUGAAAUAAACUGUGGACCCAUUCAAUGUCAGGGAAUGAAAGGUAGAGAAGGAGGCCGAGCGGAGAGAGG